Messenger RNA from Sander lucioperca (pikeperch), 3376 nucleotides. Its product is annotated as WAS/WASL-interacting protein family member 2-like. Gene Ontology annotation, molecular function: actin binding. Bases 240 to 1736 code for a protein of 498 amino acids. Lineage: Eukaryota; Metazoa; Chordata; Actinopteri; Perciformes; Percidae. The record is from RefSeq and is a predicted model, not a curated record. The transcript has 8 exons.
AGUGUACUCGCGCUCAGCUAGUGCGCUCCUGUGUGUUGACUGUCUCCUCAGCAGAGCUGACAGGCUAACGGCUAACAGCUAACAACGGCAGAGCUCACGGUCCUCUGAGAGAGGGACAAACAGCGGGAAGUUGGACCCCGACGGAGACAUGAAGACACCGAACAGGCAGAUGAAGUAUGAGUGAACCGGCGGGGAGACCGUAACGUUCACAGGUGAUCAGGUGUUGUAACAGCAGCAGGAUGCCUCCCCCUCCUCCUCCACCAGGGGGACCCCCUCCUCCCCCCACCUUCAGCCAGGCCAACACCAGCCCCCCCAAGCUGAGCAGAGACGAGGCCAAAGGCCGCGGCGCUCUGCUGACGGACAUCUGCAAAGGCACGCGGCUGAAGAAGGUGGCGGUGGUGAACGACCGCAGCGCGCCGCUGCUCGACAGUAAGAGCCAAACACCAAAGAGCCAAACACCUCCCACAGAUCACCCAUACAUUCGCUUAUACCAAUACCUACACCAGCAACAGAGCCAGGGGCCCCCGGGGCCGCAGGGGCCACAGGCGCCGCAGGGGCCACAGGCGCCGCCGUCUGAGGAUCAGCAGAGGACUGCUGCAGAUAAGACAGAGAAGCCUAAAGGAGGCGGAGCCGCAGCCGGGGGAGCCAAUGGCAGCGCAGCAGGAAGUCCUUCAGGUUCUGUUCCACCGACGCUGUUCACCGCCGGAGUCUCCAAACUCAGACCAGUGGCAGAUGGUUCCUCUGGACGUUCUCCCUCCACUCGAGCCGCAGCACCCCGCCCCCCUAGCCAUCGCCAUGACGACGCAGAGAGCCCCUCCCCUCAGGCGCGGUCGCCAGUGGAAACGGGCCGCUCUCAGCGCCCCUCUCUUCCCAACCUCUCCCCCUCCUCCCCCUCCGGCAGCAUGAAGCACUCCUCCUCCGCCCCCCCUCCCCCUCCUCCUCUUUGUCGCCGUGGGAACGCCCCCUCGCCCCCAUCUUCUUCUUACAACAGAGAGAAACCCCUCCCCCCGACCCCCAGCAGCACCCCGCCCCUCCCCUCCAAACCGCCACCGUCGCCUGGCAACAGCAGACGUCCCCCCACCUCCGGGGGAAACACAGCCCCCCCCUCUUCCACCUCCUCCCUGGCCCCGCCCCCCCCACCGUAUCGCCUCGCCAACGGGUCGACCGGUAGCGGCGAGGCGGCGCCCGAGCUGCCGCAGCGCCACAACUCGCUCAGCAACAAGAGGGCCGCCCCCCCACCGGGAGGCCACACCCCCACCAGAGGCCCUGCCCCUCCACCUCCCCCCGCCUCCCCCACCCCCUCCCAACAGGGCGCCAACAGGCCGCCGCCCCCCGUGAGGGACACGCCAAGCAGAGCUGCAGCUCCUCCGGUUCCGGUGCAGCCGUCGGCGGCAGCGUUGAGAUCCGCGGGCAGAGAAGCCCCGCCCCCUCCUCCGUACAGGACACAUGGUAGCCCCUCCCUCUUUUCUGACCCCCCCGCCAGAGGGAAGCCUCCUCCCCCACCCACCCGCACCCCCGCUGCUCCUCCCCCACCCCCCCCUCCUCUCCGCAACGGACACUCCUCCACCUCCUCCAUCCCUCGCUCAUUCGCCGAUGAUUUUGAGUCCAAGUAUUCGUUCCAUCCUCUGGACGACUUCCCUCCUCCAGAAGAGUACCGACACUUUGCCAAGAUCUACCCCAGCAAGGCCAACAGAGUGAUGAGAGGAGCUCCUCCACUGCCUCCUGUUGGGAGGUGAAGGGCUGCAACACACACACACACACACACACACACACACACACACGUACAGAGACACACACACACAUACAUACUUAGACACACACAGAGACACACACAGACACAGCCCCUCUCCGUUCUGUGUGAUGACAUCAUUGUGCAGCCUCCAGCCUCCCUCGCCGCCUCGUUUACGCUCACAGCUGAUUGUUGGAGGAGAGGAAAGUGAUGAAAACGUUCAUCUACAGCUUCUUCUUUUUCUCUGGACAGCAUGAACAACUUUAGAUGUUUUAGUUCUCUUUUUGCACUUGCACUUUUUGUUUGCGAGACCUACGAGCGAGGUGAAGGAAGGAAGAAGAGGAACAAAUGCUGCUGGACUUCAGUGAUUGAGUUCUCCUGGAUGGAGGGAUGACAAACAGAAAAUGAAGGAGUGUGUUCCUCUCUUUCUGUGUCAGACCAUCAGUUCACAGCUGCAGACGAAAGCCACAAACUGUAAACUGUCGCAGGUUCAAAGGAGGCAUCAUUUUAAAAGUCUUAAUAUUAUGAGUUAAGUUUUACUUUGUUACUAAUUUACAAAACUAUUACACUAUAUUACAAAUAUCAAGACUUCCUGAUAAACAUAACGGAGUCACCUGUUGGUCUGUGGACUGCUGUUCUGAAGCCUUUGAGGCAUUUUGGACAUGGCCAUCUUGGUUUUUGGGAACCAGAAGUGGCCGUAUUUGGACAAAAAGGCAGAGCUGGGGAGGAUGACACAGCCAAGCCAGUUAUGGUUGUCAUGGCGCUGUGCUAAGCUAAAUGCUAAAAAAAGGGAAAGUUGCUGAUUUUCGACCCUUCUGAAGCGAGGCAACCAGCGGAGAUUUAAGAGCAACAUGUCCAAGGUAACUCUACUGAAGUGAGAAGGUCAAAGGUUAAGAUGUAAACAGGGACAACAGCCACUAACAACUUGAGUCUGUUCUAACUAACUGAACUGAAAUCAGUUCCUGUGACGUGUGUGUCGCCUGUAAAUACUUCCCCUGCAUCAUCAGCGCUUUAUUUUGGCGGGACGUGGCCUCCGAGAGUCUUUAAGUGCCAAGAUGGACGACACCAAGUCACCUGACUCCCGCCGCUGCUGCUGCAGGCACUCAGCGGGUUGUACCAUGUUGGGGGGGGGGGCAGACAAUCAGUCAGACAGGAAGUCUUCUGCCUGCUGCUAACACUUUCCUUUCUCCUUCCCUCCCUCCUCCCUUCUUCUCUUCUUAUUGAACUGUUGCUCAGAGGAUCUUUGUCUUUUUCUUCCCUUUCUCUUGACCUUCCUCUUCUUUCCUUCCUCUCCUUUCUUUCCUUCCUUUCUUUUCUUUCUUCCUCUUCUUUCUACCUCUCUUGUUUCCUUUCCUUCCCUCCCUUCCUUGUCUCCUCUAACUACAACCACAACUUGUCGUCUUUAUUUGGACGUUUAGUUUUCAGUCUCUAAACUCAGAGUUGAAUAAUUACCCAGAAUUCAGAGUGUUUGUUUUGAACAGUAAAUCAUUGUGACGUUAAGAGAGAAAAGAACAAUAUUAAAGACGUAAUGUUCAGAAACACUGUAAACCUAAUCUAAACAACAACUAACGAGGAAAAGGUCUCCGAGAUAAAGUCCAAAUGUAAAGAAGAUUUAAUGACAAAGUUAUAUUUAAGGAUGAAACACUA